This is a messenger RNA of Thamnophis elegans (Western terrestrial garter snake), 1220 nucleotides long. It is a transcript of the gene ARL6IP6, whose product is annotated as ADP ribosylation factor like GTPase 6 interacting protein 6. The transcript has 5 exons. NCBI's taxonomy places the organism in Eukaryota, Metazoa, Chordata, Lepidosauria, Squamata, Natricidae. The record is from RefSeq and is a predicted model, not a curated record. The coding region runs from base 230 to 649 and encodes 139 amino acids.
UCCCUAAACGGAACAGGGGCAGCAUGGGAGUUCCGAGUUCAGACAGUGGGUGUGGCUAGGCGGGAGAGGGCGGCGGCGUUCGGAAAAACCAAGCGGGGCUUCACUUCUGCCGCUGCUGCCGCCUCAUAAAGUUCGAUAGAUUUCCUCCUGGCGAGGAACUAUUUCAAGGGCUCUUUGGAAGGCGUUUUUCCCGCCUCUCCGCCCCCUAAAAAGCGACUAUUCCACUGCCAUGGAGGCGCGCCGGGCAGUUGUUGCGGGGCCCGAAGCCACGGGGAGUAAAUGGCCGAGCAGGACCUGUUCGGUGCUCUGUUGCCUGGCGAUGGUUGCCUUGCUGGCGCUCCUGAUAGCCAUCGCUUGCCUGGCGCUGCGAGAUCCAGGACACGAAAAAGAGAAAAUGGAUAGUAUGGAAACCAGCAUUUUAGGAUUUUGGAGUCUUCUUGUUCUAGCCAUGUUGACUGGGCUGUCAUGUUGCAGUUUUUCCUGGACUGUUAUCUAUUUUGAUUCAUUUGAACCAGGAAUGUUUCCUCCUACUCCACUCUCACCUGCACGAUUUAAGCGACUGACGGGACACUCUUUUCACAUGGGUUAUAGUAUGGCUAUAUUGAAUGGAAUCGUGGCAGCUUUCACUAUAGCCUGGUAUCUUUUAUAAUCUGCUUUUAAAUCUGUGUUUCAGAAUAUAGCUCUUGAAACCAGCCUGGCAGCCAUUUGUACACAAUAUGGUAUUUGCUAUACUUCCCUUAUUUGUUUUGUUUAAUAUCGCUGAGGGAAAAUAUUAAAACACAUGAACUGAUGGGAUUUGACAAGGAAAGUCAACCCACGCAUUUAAGGAACCAUUUUCAGAUUCCACUUGACAGCCUCGACUAAGAAGGAAUGGCGAUGUUUAAUUCUGAAAAUCUUCCUACAAUAUUUUUGUAUACCAUUAAAUAAAUUUAAAAUAAGUUCUGUUCUUAAAUAUGCCUCAUAUAUAGCAACAACUUAUUGGGUUGUUCUUUAUACUAAGUAAUUCAAAGUGUUUUAUUUACUGGAAUUAGGUUUUUAAAAAUAUAUUAUUGAUUAACGGGGGGUCAUGUAUCGAGCUUAAAUUGCUUUGAUAGGUACUUUUUUCAUUGAUACAAUGAUUUGAAGUGGUUUUUUUCCCAUAUGUGUAUUCAAUAUGCAGUAUUAACCCUUCUGCCUUCCCAGUCUUUAUGCCUCAAAUACUUUGUAUUAGAGCUCCCAUG